This is a messenger RNA of Scheffersomyces stipitis CBS 6054, 1939 nucleotides long. RefSeq names its product Pho89p (gene PHO89). Bases 61 to 1809 code for a protein of 582 amino acids. The record is from RefSeq and is a predicted model, not a curated record. Gene Ontology annotation, cellular component: membrane. Lineage: Eukaryota; Fungi; Ascomycota; Pichiomycetes; Serinales; Debaryomycetaceae. Gene Ontology annotation, biological process: phosphate ion transmembrane transport. The transcript has a single exon.
CUUUUAGAAGUAGUUUCGAAUAGCUCCAGAUAGCCGUACCCCUAUAACACACAAGCUAAAAUGUACUUACAUCAGUUCGACUAUAUCUUUGCCAUCGGUAUGCUCUUCGCAUUCUUGGAUGCUUGGAAUAUCGGUGCUAACGAUGUCGCCAACUCCUUUGCAUCCUCCGUCUCCUCCAGAUCCUUGAAGUACUGGCAAGCCAUGAUCUUGGCAGCACUUUGUGAGUUAUUGGGUGCCGUUUUGGCUGGUUCAAGAGUCUCUGAUACUAUCAGAAACAAGAUUGUCGACGUCACUAUUUUCAAGAACGACCCUGCCUCUCUUAUGAUCACCAUGGCCUGUGCUUUGGUUGGUUCUUCCGUGUGGUUGAGUAUCGCUACAUCGAUCGGUAUGCCAGUUUCCACCACCCACUCUAUUGUUGGUGCUGUCAUUGGUUCUUCCAUUGCUGCCAAGGGUGGUCAACACAUCCAUUGGGGAUGGAGCGGUGUUUCUCAAAUCAUUGCUUCAUGGUUCAUUGCCCCUAUCUUGGCCGGUUGUUUCGCAACCAUUGUUUUCCUUAUCUCGAAGUUCUUUGUUUUGGACAUCAAGGACUCUAGAAGACAAUUGAGACACUCUAUGUUGUUAGGUCCUGUCUUAGUCUUUGUUGCUUUUGCUAUCUUGACCAUGUUGAUUGUCUGGAAAGGUUCUCCAAAGUUGGGAUUGAGCAAUUUGCCAACCGGAACCAUCUUGGCUGCCAUCUUCGGUACUGCUGCAGUUGCCAUGGGUGUCUACAUACUUUUCCUCUUCCCUUACUACAGAAGAAAGCUUGUCCAUGAAGAUUGGACCUUAAAAUGGUAUGAUAUCUUCAGAGGUCCAAUCUUCUUCUUCAAGUCCACUGACGACAUUCCUCCAAUGCCAGAAGGACAUGAAUUGACCAUCGAUUACUACGAAGGUAGAAGAUACGACGAGGCUGGUAACAGAAUCGCCUUACGUACUUCGAAGAAUACUCCUGUCGAACAAGCCACUGCAUCAAUUGAAUCUUCCGACCUCGAAAAGAAGGAUGGCGAUGUCGUUGAAAAUGGUGACAUCGUUGAAAAAAUUGAACCAGUUGAAGAAAAGAAGCAAACCACAAGGCAAUUGUGGUGGUCACUUCUUAAGCAACCUUCCAAAUGGCCAUACUUGUUGUGGUUGGUACUCUCUCAUGGUUUCACUCAAGAUGUUAUCAACAACCAAAACAAACAAGAUAUGUUGACAGGUGACUUGUCUGGUAUGCAUCAAAGAUCCAAGUACUACCCUAACAAGAUUGAAUACAUGUACUCUAUCUUGCAAGCCAUCACUGCAGGUACCAUGUCCUUUGCUCACGGUUCCAACGAUAUUGCUAACGCUGCUGGUCCAUUAUCUACUAUCUACCUUAUCUGGACCACCAACAAGGUGGAUUCUAAGGCUCCAGUCCCCUUGUGGGUUCUUGGUUACACUGCUGCUGCCUUAGUUAUCGGAUGUUGGACUUACGGUUACAGAAUCAUGGCCAACUUGGGUAACAAGUUGAUUUUGCAAUCGCCAUCUAGAGGUUUCUCUAUUGAAUUGGGAGCUGCUGUUACCACCGUUAUUGCCUCUCAAUUAGCCAUCCCAGUCUCCACCACCCAAUCUGCAGUUGGUGCUACUGUCUUCAUUGGUUUAUGUAACAUGGAAUUGAAGACUGUCAACUGGAGAAUGGUUCUCUGGUGUUACUUGGGUUGGAUUUUUACCUUGCCAUGUGCUGGUUUGAUUGCCGGUCUCAUCAAUGGUAUUAUCAUCCACGCUCCAAGAUUGGGCGCUCAAUACGAAUUGUCUUAGGUUACUUUCAGCUCUAAUUUUCAGUUAGGAGUAAAACACUACAAUCGCUACAUUCCUUUAUUUCGUAAGAUGCAGAUAUUUAAUUAGUCAGUUAGUUAAGCAUAUUUAAUAUUUAAGAAGUUACCAUUUG